GUUUCUGUCUUCACUUCUUUCCUGUGGAGCUGAUGCCUGGUUAACAUCUUGUAACAUUUUCCGCCAUCACGUUUUAUACUUUUUCUUUUUUUUUUUUUUAAGUCUUGCUGCAUUUCCACUUUUUUUUUUUUUUUUAAGUCUUGCUGCAUUUCCAACUUAUCUUUUUACACACAGCCUGUGUGGGUUAACCUGACCGUCCUAAAAGGUCUGAGGAGACUGCGCGGUCAGGGCCUUUUCUGUGGCUACCUCCGUUAUGAAUUUUAUUUAUUCCCAAAUCUAUUCCAUUUCGUAGUGUUUCUCUUGCCUUGUUUUGCUUUCAGUGCGUGUAUGCCCCCCCCCCCCUCCUCAGAUUUCAUCCUCUGCUGCCGUGUGAUAUCAAUCUGAUCUGCCCAGGUCCUUCAGCAUCAAUACUACAGACUGAUGUUACUUAAACUGUAUAAGCAACACAGCAGUGCCUUAAUUUGUUCUGUGAUUGUGCCUGUAACUCCAAACACUUCCAAUUCAUUGUGCUGUUCCUUCUGCUGUGCCUGCCCUGGCCACCAGGGGGCUGUACGAUACAGAAAAUAGGCCUGAGUAUUGGUUGUUUUGUAUACGCGUUCCCCGCAGCUUUUCAAAAUUUUCUUGCUUCAAGGUGACUUGCGUUGCAAUCAGUUAGCCUGUCAAUGGUCUAUUCGAUUAUCUGUUAGCAUUAAGGUAAUGGGGGUGCUCCUCAGGCAAAGUUUAGUAGCUAUAAAAUGUUUUUUUUUUUUUUUUUGACAGUAAACUUCCAACUGAAUGACAGUAAAUACCUUGAAGACCCUUGUGAAGAAUUGUUUGACUCACAAGUUGUGCUUAUUGGGAAGUACACGGCACCACUGUAUGACCGUUUCUUUAAGCAGUCAGUUUUCAGAGGUGGAUUUGAGUCCCCGCUGAAGGCCCAGGUUCCACAUGCACAGCCUGCAGGUGUUCUCAGGCUCUAAAGUUUUGCUUGUCCUUGAACUGCAUUCCUCUUGUUGUCCACCAGGGGGAGGUUUUGCUCUCUCUUGGCCUUACAGGGCUGACUUUACCUGCCAACUCUCACAAUGUCAAGAGUAUGACACUUAAAAUCUUAAGAGGCUCCUCCUGGUUUUGUGGCGUUAGGCCCUUCUCCCUUCGUUUUUGUUCCAACUCCCUGACAGCGCGUUGACGGGGAUUAACCUCGGCUCUUCGCCGUCUUCGGAGAUGAGGACAAACGUGAACUGGAGAACGUGACGCGACGAGCCGGGAAAUUUUUUAACUGCCUGUCUUGCAUGAGAAUGCAUCCAGAGUGUCCCCAUUGGAGAAUUAUAAGAUUGGGGCGCACAUCCAACUCCUUAUUUUUCCUUAGUGGUCUUCGGGCUGAGCUGGAGACUAGCCCGGCCACAUGUAGACAACCAUUCACAACUAUAGGCAAUUUGGAGCGCUGGUCCAGAAACUACGGUCGACGUAUCAGCGAAACAAAUGACCAUAAAUCGUAGUUUCAUUUGACCAAGUGCAUACCUACGCUGGUUGAAUGUCUACAUGCCUCUCUUUACAAGUUUUUUUGAUGUAAAAAACCAUGAUACAGUUCCAAACGUUUUCCACUAUUGUCACCUAAAAGCUUUACAAAAUGUUGGCAAAAGAGUGUACACCCUCAUUACUGGGAUGGUAGCCAUGUUCAGGAUUGACCAAUUCCAUCAAUUCAAAUUCGUUAUGUUAAAAGGGAAUCAGCAUGCGCAAGUGCCUCUGAUAACCCCAAGUGAAGUCCAGGUGUCUGAUAAGGAUUCACCUGACAUCUUGCACCACAGGCCAUGGUCUGCGGGGAGCUUCCGCAACAUCAGACGGGCCACAUUUUCAAAGGUUAGCGGUCAGGAUAAAGGCUACAAAAGAAUUUCUAAGGCAUGCAAUAAACCAUGGAGGACAGCGAUGACAGUCAUCGAGUGGAGAAACUGCGGCACAAUGACGUGACCAAGAACUGGACGUCCCUCCAAAAUAUAUGAAAAUAGAAGAAAACUGGUCAGGGAGUCUCACAGCAGCAUCAAAAGUAGCUGCAGUCAUUUCUGGCAAGUAUUGACUGAGAUCAUGAGAGAACAAUUUCCCGUUUUCAUAUGACGACUGUGGCGUACAGUUUUAAGACAAAGAGAAGAGAUCCAACAUUUUGCAAAAGUAUUUGAAAUCUCCCAAAUGCAUGUCGGAAAAUGUGUUAUGGUCUAGUGAAACCCAGGUUGCCUGCCCCCCCCCCCCCCCCCCCCAAAAAAAAUAUUCUUAAUUCCUAUUCCCAUUUAGGAGUACAGUUGAUCCCUGCUGUUUGUAACGGGCCUCAGAAGAGUGAAUGUCCACCUCUAGCAAGGGUCACCCACAAAAGUCAUGAUAAUUGCUUAUGUCGUUUAAACAAUGAACAUAGCACAAACUGAGAUGGGCUCAUAGCGUUUCAAACACGUACAAACAAUAUUUCGCCAUGAAAAAAAAAAAAGGCAAAUUGGCGGGCUUCUCCGCCAAUAACGGACUGAUAGCUUCCCCCCUCCCCCAAAAUGUGUGAAGCUCUUAUUUAGAGUUGAAGUUUCUAAUAAGGGCUGAACAUAACAUGAAAACUCAAACAGCGCGAAUGAACCCUGAACCUCAGAAGUGCUAAGCACUAGCACACGAUGCUACCCAAGACCAGCCCUUUGCCAUUUUCCCCCCCGUCCUCCUCUGACGCUUGCUUACAUGCGGUGUCUUAGCAUUUGGUUUUUCACCAGCAGUCCUUUCCAAGCAGCACAAUCCUCCGUGGAAUAAAUUGAAAUGCAAAGAGAUUGCAUAAUUGGGCUGAAGGAAAAUGUCAAAGCCACAUCAUCCAAACAUAGCUUUGCUUUUUGAACUAAAAUCUCAUUCCCCCAAAAUUGCAAGUGCACAAAAUACACAACUUGGUAUCAUUUUAUCUUCAAUUGGGUUGUGCAAACAUUGAACUUUUCUUGAGGUACCUCAAAGCACAAAAUAAGGGAGACGACGUCGCUGGGCAUUCCCGAUCGGGUGCGUUUGAAAUCCAAAGCAUGUGGGUGCUUUUCACAUCUGGCACCACUUAUUGACAUCAACGCGGCGCUCUCUAAUCAAGCAAAUACUGGCAAACGCAAGCGGCCACACAUGCUCGAGCUGGCUUGCUUCGCUCGGGCCCCAUUUUAAAUGGCAACCGCCCCGUUUUUUUGAAUUUGUAACUUGAUGAAUCGCAGGAAGAAGGGGGAGCCUGGCGGCUGUGUCGCACGUAGUCAAACGGAUGCUUUGUUAUUACCAGGUAGUAGCGCAGACUUAGACACGCUACAUGCUCGCACCUGGUUGAAGUGACUGCUAGGUUGCUAGCUACCGCUGCGUUUAGAUUCAUACCUGCUCGUAGAUAGGCAUACCCGGUUUUGUCCGUGGAAAACACGUAUUUUCCAACGCUACCGGUUACUCGUACGUCUAGAUUUAGAACUACUACCUGUUAGUCAAUGGCCGUACUUGUUCCCCCCCCCCCCCCCCCCCCUUGGUACUUCCACUGCGCCAGUGGAAGACAGUACUUUGUAUUCCACCAGGGAUGUUUUUUUUUUUUUUAAAGGAGACAGUCGCUCUGCGGCCCACAGUUAAACCAGUCAUCCCGCCACAUCUGAAUCCCCCCCAAAUACCGUUAAGGCUGCACAGCUUAUGUGAUUUAGACUCAAUGUCAGCGUGACAGCAGAGGAGCAAACUUGUCUUUUUUUGCUUCACGGUGGCUGCAUGGCACCACUUAAUGCAGGGGCCGACCGCGGGCUUUAUGCACACUGGAGUUAUUGAAUCUGUGCAUUUCUGCCAGUCGAGAGCGUCAGGACAUUUAAGCCAACUUUUGUGUCGGAUGGCGAAACACUUUCAAACUUUGCUCCCAUGCUCUGCACACGUGCAAAGAAAUAAAAAAUGAAGAUGUUUCACAAGCUCGCCCUCCGUCAAGUUGGUAUACGUGAUUCAAAUUUGGUAGCAAUAGGACAAAAUCUGUAUGACAAAUUCACUUUUGAAGAACUCCGGGAAACGGCAAAAAGGGUCCCUAAAAGGGCCACGUCAAACCAAAAUGGCAGACAUCCCGUUUCUUUAUAGGCAUGACAUCUCGAGGCUUUUUGCGGGCCUGCUCGUGCUCGGCGUGAUUACUAAAUGUCAUGUUGCUAAGUGAGUUAAGGGGCGGAAUUUAAAAAAAACAAAAAGGCUUUAUACGUUGGACCCCCGGAAAUCAAAAUGACCCUCUAAUGGCUGCUCUUAACCGAAAUUGUUUUUUCAAGCACGGCUUCUUGAGACUUUUUUUGUGUGUGUGUGGUUCUACUCAUAGACAAACCCACUUGUCCUUGAGGACUGAAAUGGCCCCUCUUGUUUUGCCCACCUCUUUCCUUACAACCCCCCCCCCCCCCCCAAAAAAAAAAAAAGCAGAGCAGCCAACCAGGAGACUGUCCACCUGUUUACAUAUGCAGGCCUCUCAGACAGAUGUUGAAUAAUUCAUCCCCGCGGGCGGACGACAUGCGGCUGUAUUUGGGUUACGCUUCGGCUAUGUGUGUGCGCCUUUAUCCGAAAAAGCUUAGGCUACUUGAAGAAGUAGGGCACAAAGUCGCACAAAUACCCAACGUCAUUUUGCUUUUUCGUCAUCUUGUCAGCAGGGGAGUUCUCCAUAUCGCUAAGUAUCAAUCCAGAAUUGGAGGACAUUUUUUCUUUUUCUUUUCUUUUUUUUUUUUGUCCCCCGCCUCCAAGAAAUUUCAAAUAAUCCACGCACAAGAUAGAGAAACGUAUAUAUUGGGUACAAUAUAAUUGUCCUGAGACAAAAUGUAAUUUUAGCUGUCGUACAAGUUAUUAGUUUUUUGCAUGAUUUUGUUUGUUUGUUACAGGCAGUACUUGUUUUCAUCGCAGACAUAGUAGUAAAUAGUAGUAAUUAUGCUGUGAAGUUGUCUCUCAAAAAAAGUGAGCUGAACAUGCCUCAGCGGGAAUGGCGUCGUCGAUGUAAUUGCUCAGCUUUGUUUCAUUUGCAACCUUCCAUUACUUUAAUUGGAGUAUUACUAGCAUAUUAUUGUUCCAAUAAAAUGUAACGGUUCAUUUCGAAAAGGCUUUUUCCAGCAAUAUUUUUGAAAUCUUCCAGGUUUGUGAGUACCUGCAAGAGGGUUGUGCCAAACACAGUCAAAUCUAUGCUAUGACAAAUUUCUCAUUAAUAGUUGUACCAGUGAUGGUUUAGCCGAACGGAUCAAAUGAUAUGAUGGUUACCCGUUUUUUUCUUGAAACCAUAUCAAUAAUUAUCAAGUGAAGGGUCUAAUUUCCCAAAAAUGUCGGUGACUGAAAUGUCCUCCAACUGUGGAAUGAGCCAUAAAAGUGAUGGAGAGCUUUUAGCGGGGCCGUAUAUCAGCGCACUGGCGACGAGGUGUUUUGGCUCUCAGUGUCUGCUUUUCUGCUUUUACGGCAGCCCACAUUUUUACACCCGGUUGCGUUGCGCCGCCCUUUUUGGGCCCCCCGAGUUGGACACCAAGGGCCGCGCUCCAUCCAUGCGUCAGGCGCCACCGCUCUCCCUCGCCAUCCAUCUUCGCCUCAGCGUUUAAACGGGCUGAACUUUACGGGGAGCUUUAAGUGCGUCUUAAAAAAAAAAAAACAUCUUCGGCGAUGGGGAGUGGCGCCGGAGCGCAAGACGGCUGAAUGUCGACACGACAUUGAGUACACCUCCGUUGAACUUCAGAAGCACAAUGCCAGUGUUGUUGUUGUAGAGUGUAAUUUUUUUUUUUUGGGGGGGGGGGGCAGGCCGGAAGCCAUUCAUUUCAAUGAGUCACAUAUGGAUGCGGUUUGCCUCGGGCCCCCAAAUGAGCUCCGCCCCUUUUCCCUUUCCAAUUGCGCAAUUCGGUCCAUUUCCGGUUCUGUGGUAACCAUCGCGGCUGUACCUAAUCAAGUGCCCCUGCGUUGCAGUGCAGGCAGUCAGCCGUGAGGGGGCGUGGCGCUCAGGCGCCCUCCUCUCUCGCGGCACGCGGCGGGUGGGGAGGUGGGCGUGGAUGUGUUGCCGGAGGAAGAGAGCCUCGCACACGCACGCACGCGCGCGCGCGGAGCAGGAGAAGUGCGGAAGGCUGCGCGGCGCGGGGAGCGUGAUCGGACGUCGUGGAUUGUACGUGCGUGGGCAGGAUGCUUGGAGUUUGGACGCACAUUCGGUGGAUGUAUCGGAGCAUGCUUUUCCCAGCGUGCACCUGAACGCAUCGCCGUCGCCGCUCUUGUGGAGAUUGAAGAAAGAAAGAAGGAAAGAAAGGAAGGAAGGGGACGACAACAACAACAACAAAAGCAUCACUCUUCUUUUUGACGCGUGAUGCUGAGAGACAAGUUUGGCAGGGACGUAGACGAAGCCCCCCCUCAGCAACAGCAGCACGAGACCCCCGUCGAGACCGUCUCAACUUUCCAGGAUGACUUGAAGAGUCGUCGCUGAGGGAGCAUCCGAGGAGCCGCCAAGACGACAAGAGAGAAGAAGAAGAAGCCCUUAAAAAAAAAAAAAAGCUGCAGAAGAAGAAGAAGGUGAUGGCAAUCAAGCGCAGCGGAGCCAUGGAGGUGCUGAUCCUGAGCGCGCUCUCCUGGAUGUGCGUGCGGGCCGAGGAGAAGAUCAUCUUUGACAGGCACUCGGUCUACUGGAACAGCUCCAACCCCAAGUUCUGGCACGGAGAGUACCGGGUGGCGGUGAACAUCAACGACUACCUGGACAUCUACUGCCCCUACUACGAAAGCCCGCCCAACCACGGCCGCAUGGAGCGCUACAUCCUGUUCAUGGUCAACCAGGAGGGCUACACUUCCUGUCAGCACAGGCUGCGCGGCUUCAAGCGCUGGGAGUGCAACCGACCCAGCGGGGUCGACGGACCGCUGAGGUUCUCCGAGAAGUUCCAACUCUUCACGCCCUUCUCGCUGGGCUUCGAGUUCAGGCCCGGACACGAGUACUACUACAUCUCGUCUCCCCAUCCGAACCACGUGGGCCGAGCGUGUCUAAAGCUAAAAGUGUAUGUCAGACCUCCUGAUGGCUCGGGAUACGAUUCUCCAGAGCCCUUCCUGACUGACGGUGGCGGUCUGAGCUGGAGGCCAGACUCCGCGGCCCCAGUAGCCACUCUGGCCUGGCUGCUGCUGGGACUCUUCUCCUGGCUGUGACCCGCUCACUGCCCCUCUUCCUGGAGCUCCCGCCCCGGGAUGCCAGGCCGGGCUGGCUGUCCCUCUAAACUCCACCACCCUCCUCAGGGAAGCCCUUUGACCCUCCCCAUCCACCUUCCCUCCCACCUCCACUUAUCUACAAUGCGACCACCAGCCACCACCACUGCCAGCCCCCCUCCCCGCCCUCCAUGGCCCAACCACGGACACCCUUCCCAGGCCUGGCAAGUCUGCAGGGUGAACCGGAUAUCUUGCACUCUGGGAAAUGUCCUUUCACUUGUAUCAGGAUCUUCUUUGGAUGUGACUAUAGACUCUUGGCCAGUGACAAGGUAGAUGUACCCAUGGACAUGAUUAAACUUGUCAUCCAUCCAGAAGGUCGGCCUGGACGCACAGAAGAGUUUUUGUACUCCCAAAGCCUGAAGCGCAAGUAGACCUGCCUGCAUUUUUACAACCUAAUCAAAUUCUUGCUGUAGACUAAACAGAUCCAGAUCACGUGAGCACACACGAUGACAACUUUAACCAUAGCCUGUGGGAGGGUUACCGGGUGGGUCUGGUGAGGUGUAUAUUUUCAGGUGGGAUGUGUUCUUGUCUCGUUUGUUGUUUCUAAACAAAAGCAUUUAUCACCGCCUGCUCGCAGCACAGGCGCAGUCUGCACUUGUCUUAGUCCAACAGGUCGGGUGACUUCUGGAACCAUGACUUUACUCCUGUAUGAAUGUACCACUGGUCACCCACCUCUUUGUGUUUGUGUAUUGUUACAAAUGUGGUUUCUUCUCUCAGACAGUUGAUCGGCGGGUUAUGGGUAGUGGUUUCUGGGGAACGGGUUCUAGGGUCUGGGAGCUAGGGUUUUGUGGCGACACUCAAGUUGCAUGACCACUGUGAAACCCUCAGAACAACUCUGUUUGUAUUGAUGAUGUAUUUUUUCAUGGGGGGAACCAGAACCACCCUGCCGCCACUCUCGGUCUCCUGAGACAUUUUAAAGCACUCUCACCCCAUGUGGUGGUUCAGGGGCGGGGGGGGGGGGGUCCAGAAUGGCGGCUGCAAUGGGUGAAACCAACCAGAAACCAUCUGAGAGACUCGACCGGACCACAACGGACGUUAAUGCAGACUGAAACUGGUCUUGGCUCAUAAAACCAGUAUAAAGGGAAGUGCGUGGACUGUGGCAUGUGUGGUAGCACCAGAAACACAUACAGUACACACAGCCACACACGCACACACAUGCGGUCCUCUCUGAUGGGAGCCUUCAUGGACUGAGUUUAAUGGCAAAAGGGUUUUUUUUGCUGGGAAGUGAACAUAUAAGAGCAAAGCACUGUGAACACACAUACUUGCAGACACACAACAGCCUGUUCUCCCAAGAAUUGAGUAGGACUUCAUGCAAAAGGUACACAGUAAUUAGUAGAAAACUGACAUUUUUUAUUUUUUUUAGGUUGCUUUAAAAGAGUGUCUUUUUUACAAAGGAAAUGUAUGGAAAUAAUUACUUGAUGGCAUUUUUCUGAAUAUGUAGUGUUCAUGUCGGCCAUUUUAGUGGACUGUGUCGCAACACAAGGCGCCAUUGCACUGGAGCUUUCUAAAGUAAUAGUCCAGGUCUAACAUCACUUUUGUUCCCACUAAAUUCUUGUGAGUUGCAGAUUAUAUGUAGAAAAAGACACAAGGCAUGCACACACAAACAUACAUUCACACAAACAUAAAUACACACACAAACAAGGGGAAGCACCUCCUUCCCUGUUUCCUCUUAUUUUUGUAGCAUUUAAAAAAAAGAUCACUGUUGAAGACUCCUGCGUGGGAUGCAGUGAUGGGUGCGCGAGAGUGAGUGUAGCCUGUGGAAGAUUAAAACAAACAAACAAACAAAACAA
Messenger RNA from Phyllopteryx taeniolatus (common seadragon), 8939 nucleotides. It is a transcript of the gene efna2a, whose product is annotated as ephrin-A2a. Gene Ontology annotation, molecular function: ephrin receptor binding. Gene Ontology annotation, cellular component: plasma membrane. NCBI's taxonomy places the organism in Eukaryota, Metazoa, Chordata, Actinopteri, Syngnathiformes, Syngnathidae. Bases 6478 to 7092 code for a protein of 204 amino acids. Gene Ontology annotation, biological process: axon guidance; osteoclast differentiation; ephrin receptor signaling pathway. The record is from RefSeq and is a predicted model, not a curated record. The transcript is spliced from 5 exons.